Molecule: messenger RNA, 3097 nt
Organism: Klebsormidium nitens
Lineage: Eukaryota; Viridiplantae; Streptophyta; Klebsormidiophyceae; Klebsormidiales; Klebsormidiaceae
Source: the annotation of a GenBank genome assembly
CAUUCGUUCGUGUCGAUCGUGGGGGAUUUCCAGGGUGCUGGCAAUGGGAUUGGAUGCUCCAGUGGCAGAGGUCUCGGAAGCUCCAUUCCUUACGUUCUGCAACAGGAAUGCCAAAGCCUUAGGAGCGACAGGACAGCAGGAGAGUGGUCUCCAGGAUAGACCAUCCGCGCAGCAGAUUGGUGGGAAGUUUGACAAAAUUUGCAUUCAGCGCACACAGGAGUUUAUGCGCACAAUUAAAGGAGGUCAGAUGGACCCUCUACCUACAAAACUCGAGGAGUUUCGCUCUAGAGAAUAUUGGGAUAGUUUCUUCCGCAAGUUGGACAAGAAGGCCUUCGAAUGGUAUGGGGAGUGGGCCGAGCUGCGCGACCUGGUGAUGUCAGCAUGCUCCCCCGGGCUCGACAUUCUGGUGGCCGGGUGUGGCAACUCGGAGCUCUCGGCUCUAGUUUACGACCAGGGUUGCACGCGCGUCACCAACAUCGAUUUCUCGAAGGUGUGCAUUGUGGAGAUGCUCAAGAAGAACGUGCGUGCGCGGCCCAAGAUGCGAUGGCUCGUCAUGGACAUGACCAAGAUGCAGUUCCCCGACGCAUCAUUCGACGUCAUCAUCGACAAGGGGGGCCUGGACGCGCUCACUGGGGAGCCCGGGGAUGAAGGGGCGUCUGCGGGGGCUGCAUUUCUGAAGGAAGUCAAGCGGGUUCUUCGGCCCGGGUCCGGGCGGUACCUCUGUGUCUCUCUCGCUCAAAAGCACGUCAUUGAUCUUCUCCUCACGACGCUCGGCCCCGGCUGGCACGUGACCAUUCACCAGGUGCCUCUCCCUGCGGACGGCUCGGACUCCCCUUUCCGGACCUACUUUUUGGACGUCCGAAGCAUGGCCACCUCCCCAAGCGCCGGCCGGCGCUUCUACCCAGUCACCCUUGCUUUCGACAAAGCACAAAUCGCGGGAACUAGAAGAGCGGGUUCAGAAAUCACGGAGGCGCGAGAAAGCCAGCUGCGGGAUCUGAUGGCGGCCGUCGCUCGAUUUAACGAGCGUUGCUCACGUCAGCAGGACGCGUGUCAGCCCCUCGAGCCGGCGGCCGACGACUUUGAGGCGUACCACCCGGGCCGAAGGGCGGUUUGCUACCUCGGUCUCGAUAACCAGGUCGCUAACCCGACCCAGAGCCGAGCCCGGUACACGGCCACGGUCCUUGAUGCCGCGUCAACGAACCAGAACGGAACGGCAGCGGAAACAGAACGGAAGCACAGCGGAACCGAUAGCAGCUCGUCCGAGUCGUCUGCGUCAACGAGUAUGGGGAGCGCGCCCGCGCGCGCGCACCGGUGCGCGGUUUUCCUUGUCCCUCAGGGACGGGAACACGAAUGGUUAUUCGCUUCAGAAGAGGGCCAGUGGCAGUUAGUUGAGCAGGCUUCGGCUGCACGGUUGAUCCUGGUUACGCUUAACCGGGGUCACCGGUUUGGGUCCAGUGAGGAGGUGCAGUCGGAGCUUUCCCCGUUAGUGGAAGGGUUAGCGCCGCUGCCAUGCCGACGGGAGCGGAGGGUAAUUCCGUACUUGACAACGAACGACGGGAUCGGGAAAAGGACGAUACUGGACGAGGCGGAGUCGCAAAUCACGGGGCCCAUCGUGGUGGAAGACGUGGAGCUCGACUCCGGGUCGCAGGGCACGUUCCGGCGCCUCGUCUUCACCCGGAACCAAAACCUGGUCCAGUCCGAGGCCGCGCUGACGUCACCACCCACGUCAGCAAACGGAGACGCCGCGUCGAAGAAGAAGGGGGGAAGGAAAGGCGGGGGACAAAGGGGGGAGGUCGGAGAGCGGGCGGUGGACCACAGUCUGCUGACGAGCGAGUAUCACGCGGCGAUGGUCGCGGGACUGGCGCUCGUUAUGCCGCUGCUGGAGGGUUACGAGGAGACGAACGGAAUGGCUCGAGUGCUGGUGAUUGGGCUUGGUGGUGGGGGGCUGCCCAUGUUUCUUCACAACCACUUGCCGCUGCGAGUCAAGGUAGUCGAACUGGACCCUGUUGUGGCUCAGAUGGCGCAGCGUCACUUUGGUUUCGUCGAAGACGACAGAAUGCAGCUCGAAAUAGGGGACGGCUUGAAAGCGGUGCACGCCAUCACGGCCAGCGUAUCCACAGCCAAUGGAACGCCGCCAUGUGGCAACGGCGCUUUUCCGUCAGAGAACCACCAAGUCGGUUCAGUCCAGUCUACUGACAGGCCACGUAACGAGAGUUCUCCGGUUAACCGGACAUCGGAACGGAAUGGGAACAGCACCGGAAACGGAGCCUCGCCGGAGCGGCCUGAGGGGGCACGUGACCAGAGACUGGAUGUACUGUUCAUCGACGUGGACGCGGGGGAUGCCAGUCUGAGCAUGAGCUGCCCCGCACCCGCGUUCCUCGAAAAGGACUUUCUGCUGACGUGUCGAGCCGCUCUACGUGACGGCGGCAUGUUUGUGGUGAACGUCGUCUCCCGCGCCGCAGCGCCAUACGCAUCGGCCUGCGCCAUACUCAAAGAGGUAUUCCACGACGUUUACGAAUUUGAUGUCGACGGGGACGUGAAUCGCAUCCUGUUUGCCCUCCGCCGAACGGAAUCUGGUCAGAUAAGUAGUCGGUCUCUAAGCGAAAGCGCGGCGCAACUUCUUAGGAUGGGCAAAAACCAUGGGCCAUGGGGCCGAGGGCCUUUGCUAACCAAUCUAGCCGAGGGUAUCAAGAAACUCGCUUAGUUCGACUGUCGCUGCCUAAUCUUUCUUGGCGGGUAUAAAUCUGACGUGGCAGAAGUGCUCACCAUUACCUCCAUAGGCAUAUGUUAUGAGACAAGCACGGAGUCGUGGAAAAGAAUGGUCAUUGAUUAAGUAGAACAAGACCCAGAACCAGGGCGCCACGGAGGCCUGACGCUAACGAAAGUCAGAGCACUGCUACUAGCAUUGGACAAUGGGUUUUGACGCACCGGGUGUCAAUAUCCUGCUUUUGAAAACUAAAGGUUGUGCAGUCACGUGCUCCUUUGAGGGCAUGUGAGAAUUUGCACAGGCUUGGAUUUGGAUACGUGCAAUCAGAAAGAAGUUGCCAUCGGGAGGCAGCAUGCCGGCCCAGGCUUCUGCAAACGUAUACUGCAUGGG